This is a messenger RNA of Brassica rapa (field mustard), 3618 nucleotides long. RefSeq names its product calcineurin B-like protein 10. Lineage: Eukaryota; Viridiplantae; Streptophyta; Magnoliopsida; Brassicales; Brassicaceae. Gene Ontology annotation, molecular function: calcium ion binding; kinase binding. The record is from RefSeq and is a predicted model, not a curated record. Gene Ontology annotation, biological process: calcium-mediated signaling.
UUUUCUCCUUUCUUCUCCCUUAACUUGGAUUGGUAAUGGUCUGAGUCUUCUUCCUUUGGAUUUUUUUUUUAAAACAGAGAUCAAGCACUUUUACAGUUGGAGAGCAACUCUUCGCGGUCUUUAUACCUAUCUUUGCCAUUUUUGACUUCCUCUUAAUGCUAUGAUUGCCAUCGCUGUUCGCCUCAUAUAUGUCAGCAGUAUAACAAUGUAUUGCAACACAUCAAAAUUGUAUCAAAUUCAACCAUGUGAAAUAUCAUUUUCUGAAAAAAAAUUUAGAUUCACUUAUUUGUCAUGUGUUUGUUUAUUUUAAAUUUUGUUAGAUUCAAAUCACUUUUAUUAAGAUUAUUUUAACUGGUUUUUGAUGAAAUAAAUAUUUUUAGAAUAAAAUAUAUCAAGACUUAAAAUAUAUAAGUAUUUAAAUGUCUAAUCUGAAUAAUAAAAUUCAAAUUAAAAUCCAAAAUAAGCUAAAAGUAAAAUAUAAAUUGUAAUAAAUUAUCGAUAACAAAAUUAAUCUACUGCCAACUCACAUCAAAUAGUUUUAUUAAUAGAUUCAUAAUCCAAAUGAUCAUAUGAUCUUUUUAUUUUUGAAAAAAAAACUUAACUUUUUAAUCUAGAAUAUAAAACAUAUUCUAGUAAUGUAAUUGAAAUUUUUUAGAAAAAUUAUUAAAAGUUAUUUAUUGGUCCAACCACUAGUUGAACUGGAAGUCUAGUUCUGGAGUUUAACGGGGUUUUUUUGUGGGAUUUACCGAGUUUUUAAAAUAAUAAUUUUUUUUUCUACAACGAAACCAGAUUACAUACCGAGUAAACCGGUUCGACCGCUGGUCCAGGUCGGGUUUCAAAACACUGAAUAUGAUUAUAGCUUGUUCUGAAUCUGGUUUAAAACGUUUUUAUUCAUGUUGGAUAUUGUUGUUGUUGCUGCUGAUUAUAAGAUUAUGCGUCCUUGAAUGAAAAUGGAGCCAUGUUUUGUAUGUUGGGAGUAUCAGAAUUUGUUCCCUUGAAUCAUUGCCAAUUUUCAUCAAAAUCUUAAUUAUGUUUUUAUCAAGCUUCAAACAUGAUCUUACUUGACUAAUGCACAAGGAGUGACCACUUAAUUAGAACGAUGUAAAAUCUACUAAUUAAUUUCUAUGUAGAGGCUGUAUAUGUUGAAAAAGAGUAGCCAACCAUUUUCUUUCCAUCUUUUUGGAAAGUAAAAGCAAUUAUAUAAAUUUGCUAUAUAACAACAUAUAAAAGAUUUCCAACACAUCUAACUUUCAAGACCAAAUGUUUUUAGGUUCAUGUUUAGACAGAAGCUGACAUGACUUUGAAGCCAUUUGAAAAGAACACCACUCCUUGAAUAUAUGAAGCUCUUGUUCCAGACACAGUCGUUCAUUACCAUUCAGUUAUGACGGCGCUCGUUAUUCACGAUAUUUAGUGAUAAUUAUCACUGAAUCUUGCAGCGUCGAGUCCCUCUUGUAAAGGUGUUGGGCAAUGUCUAUUAUAAACAGACACCAUUUGAGCUUGCGUAAGUCAAUCGUGCUGAGAGUUUUGCAACAUUUAUUGCAUUGCUUGGUCGACAUCUUCGUCUUCUUGAAGGUUGAAUGUGUUCACCUCCACCUCCCAUCAUGGAGAAUCUUUGCAAAGAGCGAAAAGUUUGGAUCUUUUUUUGCGGAAAAAAAAAGUUUGAAUCUUCUUGUAAAUACAAUUGCUCUCGCAAGAUGUUGUAUCUAUCUUUUUAGAGUGCCACCUUAGCAUAGCCUAUCCCAAAUUUUGACACAUGUCCUCAUAGAAAAUGUUUUCUCGGUUUCAUGAUGGCUAUUGGGCGAAUUUGUUCAUUUUGAUUAUGUAAUAGGCUCUUUCUACAAUGUCACUGUAGGCCCAUUCGUUUUUAGGAUUUAUCUUCAUCUUCCAUAUUCAGUAGACUGGAGAGUGAAACCAGCUUGACGAUUACGAUAUCACCUCCUCCUUUAACGCCUUAAAUCAUCUCCUUUAAUCUACAUUUAUCUAAGCAUUUAUGUAUUUUUCACCAUUCCUCCCACUAUCAGACAUCAAAACGACACUACCAUGCUCUAUGGUAACGAACUUGAGCAGCUCCUAUAAAUGUGUUCGUUCGUGGCCAUUGAUGUCACCAGUUAAGAAUGAUUAACUCUAGUAGUCCUAGCUAUAAUAGAUAUGCAUAUCUGAAACUAUGCUAUUCUAACUUGUCUAGAAUUACAAGUCUUAGUUUUUCUAUUGAAUAAAAUACAAAAGUAGAAUACAAGGAUGAGUACUGGAGUUGAAUACAAACAUACAAUACUGGAGUCCAAAACCCACAAAACAGAACUCAAGCCCAUAAUGGAGUCUAAAAUCCAGAAAGUGAUAUAAAGCCCAAAACAACAACACUCAUGAGACAACAUAAACAAAAACUAAAAAUGUCGUCGGGGACCACAAAAACACAAAAGACGAAAAGACAAAACAACUGAACUGAAAGCGAAAUGACCAAUCUAAGACGAAACACCUUAGCCUACUUAAUUGGAUCUGCGUGAUUUGGAUGACGUGACGCAAAAAUCGAAAGAGCUUUUCCUUUUUUGGUUCUAUAACCUCAAAUUCAAAAGGAUUUCGAGACUUUUGAUGUGAUUUUAACACCGUCUUCUAAGAGCAAAGAAGGAAGAAGAGGAGGAAGGACAGUCAACCAGUGAAUCAUGGACUUGCCGGGAGUUUCCUCUAGAUCAAGCUCUCUUACUGUUGGAGAGCAACUCUGUGCCGUCUUCAUACCUCUCUUCGCCAUUUUUGAUUUCCUAUUCUCCACCGUUGGACAAUGCUUCGAUUGCCGCAGCCGCCGUUCGCCUCAGAUAUGUCAGCAGGAGAAUUUGUCUCUUCUUGAGCUUGACUCUCCGUCAGUUUCAGUCAAUGAAGUUGAAGCAUUGUAUGAGUUAUUCAAGAAACUUAGCUGUUCGAUCAUUGAUGACGGCUUGAUUCACAAGGAAGAGCUUCAGCUAGCGAUUUUCCAAGCUCCAUACGGCGAGAACCUCUUUCUUGAUAGGGUUUUUGAUUUGUUCGAUGAAAAGAAGAAUGGAUUUAUAGAGUUUGAGGAAUUUAUACACGCGUUGAGUGUGUUUCAUCCCUAUGCACCAAUCGAAGAGAAAAUCGACUUUGCAUUUAGGCUCUAUGAUCUAAGACAAACUGGAAUUAUUGAGCGAGAAGAGGUGCAUCAGAUGGUGGCUGCAAUUCUCAUGGAAUCUGAAAUGAUUAUGUCUGAUGAACUUCUCACCAUGAUUAUUGAUAAAAUUCUGACAAAGACGGUAAAAUAAGCAAGGAGGAAUGGAAAGUGUAUGUGCUUAAGCAUCCGACCUUGUUGAAGAACAUGACUCUUCCUUAUCUAAAGUACCAAAUCUCCUCUUUUGUUAGAUUUUAACUCUUGAAUCUAGUAAAACUUUAUGAUCAUUAACGUAUAUGUUUUGAAUUUUGAAGGGAUAUGACUACUGCAUUCCCAAGCUUUAUAUUCAACACUGAGGUUGAGGACUGAGACAACAACACUGGUUAUCUUUUUUUUCUUGAUUUUUACGUAUAUGUGAGGUUGUAAAUGUGAGGUAGCUGAUAUCAAUUGAUGCACGCAUUGUAGACUGUUCCACUGAAAGUAAAUAAAGCAUUUUUUUCUAUCUA